Hippocampus zosterae (dwarf seahorse) is the source of this 2284-nucleotide messenger RNA. It is a transcript of the gene il21r.1, whose product is annotated as interleukin 21 receptor, tandem duplicate 1. Gene Ontology annotation, molecular function: protein binding; cytokine receptor activity. Gene Ontology annotation, biological process: cytokine-mediated signaling pathway; immunoglobulin mediated immune response. The transcript is spliced from 9 exons. Gene Ontology annotation, cellular component: external side of plasma membrane; membrane. The record is from RefSeq and is a predicted model, not a curated record. NCBI's taxonomy places the organism in Eukaryota, Metazoa, Chordata, Actinopteri, Syngnathiformes, Syngnathidae. The coding region runs from base 360 to 1760 and encodes 466 amino acids.
UAGGGCAAAAUUUACAUGCCGUGUGAAAAUGAUAUGCCGGAGUAUCACAACUGUGAAUGUCUGCCUGCUGUGAGGUGCUUUUUAUGAAACGCUCAUUGCGCUCGUUGACUUCUGCAGGCUUUGUGAAGCAGAAACAACAAAAGAAAAAGGGAUGCGCUAACUCUCGUCUGCAGCGUCUGUGGUGUGGCGAGGCGAGGAAGCCGCGCUGCGAAAAGCGAUGUUACCACAUUUGACAUCACGGCGGCCGACGUCACCCUGGUGACCAAUUUGGGCUUAUACAUUCGCACGUCAUCAACUUUUUGAUCUCUUCAUCGUCCGAAAUUAGAAAGUGGCUGUUUCAUGCUUUCCCGAGCACCUUCAUGGCUGCUGUCCUUUCACUGAUGCUGUGGAGCCUCGCAAUGGUUAUUCAAGGCGUCGGCACCUCCGCCUGCGGCGUCACCUGCUCCACCGACUACAACGUUCUCCUCAACUGCUCGUGCGCUUCCAUCCCCGCCCGGCCGCUACGCCUCGAUGUCAACUGCAGCGACGGCGAGCUCCACGUGGCCGACAGUUGCCAGGUGUCGCCUCCUCAGUCCUGGUGCGUCAUGUACCCGCCGGAACUCUUCAGCAUCGCCGCCAUCGGGACCGAAUGCACGGCAACAAUCGGCCGGCCAGGCGCCCCGGAAAGCGAGUUGUCCAGCUGGGCGUUAUAUGACGUGGUGAAACCUUUUCCGCCUUUCAACGUGCGAGUGAUCAGCGCAGACGGAUUCUACAACAUCACGUGGGACCUCGACAACGACAACAACGAUUGUCUGACAUACAGCCUUCGCAUCCGAACCAGCCGAGGUCUCUUGCAGGAUCCAACGCGUUCCUUCUCAGUGGACGAGAGGUUCCUCGUGGUGGGGCACAAGGAGCUACCGCCCCGUGCCAAGUGUAGCGCGGUUGUCCGGGCCAAGUUAUGCCCCAGUAACCCGUCUCAAGGCCCGUGGAGCGAGUGGAGUCCCAAAGUCAGCUGGACAAACGCGGCGACAACAUCUGCAGACGUUGCAGUGAAAGGAUUCUGGCUGUACAUCCUCCUGGCUAUCAUCAUCCUCAUUGCCGGGCUACUGCUGGCUUGCUCUCGAAAGCCGUACUUACUGAAAAGAUUUCAACUGAACAUGUACGUGUCCAGGCCACAGGACUUCUUCAAGCCGCUCUAUCUCGACCACGGAGGCAACUUCAAGGAGUGGGUGAGGCCGGUGUUCAGCGAGCACGACUUGUUGGGAAACACCUCGCACGUGGAAAUGGCGACCGCCACCAUGAAACAGCUCCACUGCCACAUACCCAGCUCAGAAGGGGGAGACGUAGUGUGGCCUGUGGGGUGCCUCCUCCUAGUCCCCGCCCCGCUGGAACAAUUGGGACACGUGUCCAUUCACACGGUGAUUGUGAGCGAAGAGGAUAAGCAGCGAGUGUCUGGUCCAAACUUCCGAGAGCUGCUGGACUCUGAUAUAGAGGAUCAAGAAGUGGACAGGCAAGAUGAAGAGCGGCUAUUCAACGAUUGGCCUGAAGAAGUGGAGAGAGCCUCGCUGGCCUCCAGCCGACAGUCGGACGACGGAUACCCCCGCGUGGACUUGGACACGGUGGAUAGCGGUUUCGGGGAGUGCACCAGCCCGUCCCACUCCAGUUCGGGACAGCCCGCCGGGGUUUUCCUACCCGAAACGCAAAGCUCACGUUCCAACUAUGUCAAGCAGUGGAUGAUGUAUGGUGAUGCCGGCGAAGACUUGAGAGACGUUCUACAUUGAACAGUCCACUAGUUUUACUUGUUUUAAUUUUUUUUUAUGUACAGCAGAAUACAUAGUGUGUUAUUCAUGCUUGAAAAUAACUUCAUCACACUGAUUGCAUUUUAGACAUUACUUUUCCAUUGUAUUUUGGUUGAAAUCAGGAUACCUUUUUGGAUUUAAUUUUUCCUUUUCCAUCCAAACAAUAGGCCUGAUCUCAUUGAUUAUCCAGAUUUAGUUUGUAUUGUCCAUUCAAUAAAAGGGCCAAUGACACAUCAUUUUUUAAAUAUCUUUAUUCCCCCCACCCAUCUUCAAUCCAAACAUCAUUGUUUCUUGGUCUAUGAGGUCUAUGAUCAGAUUACCUUGCUUUUUUUCCCAUAAAUAGAUUUUUUUCCUCUCUUUUAUCAAAAUACCACCGUGCCUUGUGUAUAUUGUUUGCAUUUGCUUUUAUUUUGCACUUUUGAUCUGGUUUGCAUCGAGAAAGAGAAUCUGCGCUCAUGGCCUUGUCUGUUUUUUUUUUGGUCCUUACAAUAAAAAUGUUUGUUUCA